Molecule: messenger RNA, 2706 nt
Organism: Stomoxys calcitrans (stable fly)
Lineage: Eukaryota; Metazoa; Arthropoda; Insecta; Diptera; Muscidae
Gene: Rabex-5
Product: rab5 GDP/GTP exchange factor
Exons: 7
Coding region: 160-2538 (792 amino acids)
Biological process (GO): vesicle-mediated transport
Cellular component (GO): cytosol; endocytic vesicle
Molecular function (GO): zinc ion binding; guanyl-nucleotide exchange factor activity; small GTPase binding
Source: RefSeq, a predicted model, not a curated record
GACCAAUAUAUAAAGAACAAGAGAACUGAAUCGAUUUUUUUACAACCAACAUAACAUUCAGCGAAAAAAAAACUGAAAAAGUGUAGUUCAACUGCAAGAGAAUACUGCGAAAUUAAGUUAAAUUAAGUGUUCGUAAACGGAUAAUUACAAGUUACCAUAAUGUUUAGCAAAAAAGCCCAUCCACAAUUGCGUAUGCCACAGCAGGAUCUUAAAUGCCGAAAGGGCUGUGGAUAUUAUGGCAAUUAUCAAUUUGAAGGCUUGUGUUCCAAAUGUUUUCGUGAACGUAACGAGCAGCGCAAGAAAUUGGCCACACCCUCGUCUCAAGCCGUGUCUCAACAAAAUCAGCAACAUCUGGAAAAUGCUACAGUGUCACCCAAACAUCAACAACACAAAACUGCUCACAGCAAAAAGCCAGAAACACCAACGACCGAUAAUAGGAGCAGCAGUGCAGCAAGCAGCAACACAUUGACCAAAAAGAAAUCAUUGAUGCCAUCAGUUAUCCAGAUGACUAUGCCAAGUCAAAAAAAACAUUCACGUCAACAACAGCAACGAAGUCAUCACAAAGACUAUGUGCCUGAUCCCACAGAAGCUCAAUUCUUGAUUAAAUUGCGUCAGCUGCGCAUACCAGACGAUGGACGGACUAAAUUGAAAAAUGAAAUUAAACACUUAGACUUCGACAUACGUUCCUACUUGCAGGCGAACAAUACAAAAAAUAUUGAUGAACUCUCCGAAUUGGUGCAAAAUGCCUACACAAAAUUUGCCGAUAUUGUGCACAACGAUACAAGUUUUCAAAUUGCCACAAAUGAGGAUCGUGAAGUUACGAUUGAUUUCUUUGAAAAAGUAGUGAUGACAAAAAAUCAUAAAUUCCUGUUUAGUCCCUAUUUCACCUCAGAUGAGGAAAAUGAUGUUAAAAUACAAAAACGCAUUAGGCAACUUAGUUGGAUUACAGCCAAACAUUUGGCCUGUUGCAUUGAUGAGGUCAAUGCUGAAUCCAGAGAACUGGUAUACAAUGCCAUAACAGAACUGGUUGGCAUAGAUUCCUUUUAUUCCCCACAAGAAAAACUGGAAUGUACGGUACGCUGCUGUCGUCACAUUUUCGAAUUGCUCAAACAUUCUGUGGGAGGUCCAGCAAGUGCCGAUGAAUUUCUACCCGCUUUAAUUUUUGUUGUUCUUAAAGCCAACCCUGUGCGUUUGCAUAGCAACAUCAAUUUUGUUACACGUUUCACCAAUGCCUCACGUCUUAUGAGUGGAGAGGGUGGUUAUUAUUUCACUAAUUUGUGUUGUGCCAUUUCAUUUAUUGAAAAUUUAACAGCCCAAAGCUUGAACAUGGAUGAGGAGGAAUUCGAUAUGUUAAUGUCCGGCUCGAAACCUUUUAGCAGUGCCUGGGAGAGUGCCUUGAUGGCAUGUGAAAGUUUACAUUUGAUUUCGGAAAAUAUGAAACGCAUGGAAAUGUUGAAUACCCGCAAUGAAAAUAUCACCAAGGGUAUAGCUCAAUUUGAAAUGGACUUGAAAGACUUUCAGCUCGAAAUAACCGCCAAAGUUGAUGCUGUCAUAGCCAAAGCGCCUCUCACCAUCAUGGACAUUAAGACACCGGAAUUUCUCAUACCCAAGGCAAGAGCCCAUUUGGAAAAGGAGUUGGCAGCCGAUCAGGAACAAUUGCAACAAAUUGCCAAAGUUCUGGGUGGACACUAUCAGCAUAAUUUGAUUACAGCCAUGGAUGCAAAUACUUUGCAAACAGCAGCUUCACCAGCAAAACAAAUAAAUCCAAAGGUUUUGCCCUUGCCCUUGACACCCCAAAGAGUUGAUAGUUCCCCUCAGAAAGUUCAAUCGGCUGAUGAUAGUCUACUGCAAACAUCUACCCAAAGUGCAUAUUUAACAGCCUCUGAAAUGGGUAGCACCGCAAAAAUGGUGGGGCGUUUGUCACCAUUACCUACAGUUGGCAGUGGACAGGAAAAUACAGAUUUACUGUUUACCUCACCCAUAUUCAAUUAUAGGCCAUUUGAUGAACACAAUGCCACACUACUCGAUGAGACUCAUGACUCCAGCGAUGAUUUGCUACUCACAGCCGAAUUUCGCGGAGGCCUUACCAAUAUUAAUUAUGAUUUUGAUUUGUCGGAUCACAGCAAUGAUACCAGUGUAGCUGAAGAUCUUAAACUCAAUUUGUCAGAAUUUGAUCCUUUGGCACAAGCCAAAGCGGCAACGCCUGAAAGACCAGCGAUUUUAAGUUCAACACCUAAUUUCGCAGGCAUGUUUCCAGCAAUGGAUCACAGGGAGCAUCAACAGCAUCAUACGAAACAUGAAAUUUCCAUUAACUUGGCUGAUCCGCCCAGCCUGUUGGAUGAUUCCCCAGCAAAUGAAUCCCGCCUACCAUCUCCUCUAAAGCCUAUGGUCACAGAUUAUCGUGGUUUUUCCUCAUUCGAAAUACCCUCAAUUUCAUGUAAUACAGGCGAUUUUUGUUCACUCAAUCAUCAUAGUGUUAACGACACUGCGGCUACUUCUUCUAAUGCUAACAAUCACACUACUGAUUCCAGAAAAUAGUUUCAAAUUGAAAGUACAUUGCUUUAAAUCAUCCUGUACAUGUUGUCCCUUAGAGAUUAUUACACUUUUGGCAAUGUUGUUUUAAUAUAUGGGUCCUUAUAUUUUGUUUCUCCUGUUUUGUGUAAUUCUUUUUUUAUACGAAUGUACAUUUGUUUGCUUAGACUUAGA